AUGAGUUCUCCCUCGCCGGCCCACAAGCCUCGGCGCAAGUCGAAGAAGCCCGGCGUCACCUUCGAUGCGUCCACCAAACCCGGCCCUCUCAUCCGGACGCCGUCUUUCCCUCUGGCCGCCUUUCUCUGGCCCGCCCGGAGCUCGCUUUCGCCAUGGGAGGUCGUUCCGCUGAUUCUCAUGGUCGUCGGAUUGUUUAGGUGGGCAGCAGGGCUCUGGGGAUACUCUGGCUUCCAAAAGCCCCCCAUGUUCGGCGACUACGAAGCACAACGACACUGGAUGGAGAUUACCACCCAACUGCCUAUCUCGCAGUGGUACUUCCACGACCUCGAGUGGUGGGGCCUCGACUAUCCCCCCCUAACCGCUUACCACAGCUGGCUGCUGGGCAAGAUCGGGGCUUUGAUCGACCCGUCUUGGUUCACACUGUACACGUCCCGAGGCUCGGACGACCCGACUCUGAAGAUUUUCAUGAGAGCAACCGUCAUCAUCUCGGAAUACCUCAUCUACAUCCCCGCGGCGGUCGUCUUCGUUCGGCGGUACAGCAGACUGUUUGGCGUGGCACAAUGGACGAGCUGGGUAGCCCUGGUUGCUAUUCUUCUACAGCCUUCCACCAUUCUGAUCGAUCACAUCCACUUCCAGUACAACACCGUCAUGCUCGGUUUCGUCCUAGCUAGCAUGUCGAGUAUGACUGCCGGUCGAUACAUGUGGGCCUCUAUAUUCUUCGUUGCCGCCUUGGGCUUUAAGCAGAUGGCACUCUAUUAUGCGCCGGCCGUGUUUGCCUAUCUACUCGGAAGCUGCAUAUUCCCUCGCAUCAACAUCGGCCGCUUCGUCGUGAUUGCGGGCGUGACGGCUGUCUCGUUUGCAGUCCUCAUACUGCCCCUGGUCAUUGGAGCCCUGUACGAUGCGAAGCGUGGCAUUGACUCGCGACCAGAUCUGGAUGGCCCGCGACCCCCUUUGCCCAUCUUCCCUCAAGUGGAGUCGUAUCUGAACACGGAGGCGGUCUAUUACCCUGUCGUUGUGCAGCUGGUUCAGAUGGUCCAUCGUGUCUUCCCCUUCGCGCGAGGGCUCUUCGAGGACAAGGUUGCCAACUUCUGGUGUGCCGCAAAUGUGGUCUUCAAGCUGAAGAAGUACCCAGCCGCGCUGCUUCAGCGUGCAUCCCUUGUCGCAACUCUGGCAUCGUUCGCACCGGCGAACCUCAUCCUCUUCUUGCGUCCCAACAAGGAGCUGCUGCCGUACGCCUUUGCGACGACGGCCUGGAGCUUCUUCCUGUUCAGCUACCAGGUGCACGAGAAGAGUGUGUUGCUCCCCCUGCUGCCAAUGACUGUGCUGCUAGCCGGCAAGCAAGGACUUGGAAAGGAUGUGCGCGCUUGGGUGGGGUUCGCAAAUAUCCUGGGCGCAUGGACAAUGUUUCCGUUGUUGCAACGGGUGGAUUUGCGCGUCCCGUACGCCGUUCUGACCCUUCUCUGGGCCUAUCUACUCGGAUUGCCGCCGACAUCGUUGAGCGCAUACUUCCAGGAGGGCCAGUCUCCUUGGGUUCAGUGGGGCAUUGCCUUGGUUCAUGGCGCAUUCUACGUCGCCAUGGGGCUCUGGCAUGUAUUGGAGCUCUUCGUUGCGGCUCCUCUGGACAAGCCGGACCUCUGGGUGGUGGCUAACGUUGGAGUCGGUGCAGUAGGCUUCGCUCUGUGCUACGCCUGGUGUCUCUGGAGGCUGACAGACGAGAGUGGUAUAUUGCGAUGGGGAAGCGUGAAGUCCAGCAAGAAGACGCAAUAG
Messenger RNA from Neoarthrinium moseri, 1767 nucleotides. RefSeq lists its product as uncharacterized. The transcript is spliced from 2 exons. Gene Ontology annotation, biological process: protein N-linked glycosylation. Lineage: Eukaryota; Fungi; Ascomycota; Sordariomycetes; Amphisphaeriales; Apiosporaceae. The coding region runs from base 1 to 1767 and encodes 588 amino acids. Gene Ontology annotation, molecular function: dolichyl pyrophosphate Man9GlcNAc2 alpha-1,3-glucosyltransferase activity. Gene Ontology annotation, cellular component: endoplasmic reticulum membrane. The record is from RefSeq and is a predicted model, not a curated record.